This is a messenger RNA of Tremella mesenterica DSM 1558, 159 nucleotides long. RefSeq lists its product as uncharacterized. The record is from RefSeq and is a predicted model, not a curated record. NCBI's taxonomy places the organism in Eukaryota, Fungi, Basidiomycota, Tremellomycetes, Tremellales, Tremellaceae. Gene Ontology annotation, cellular component: nucleus. The annotation marks the transcript as partial. The transcript has a single exon.
CCUCGUCCUUGGAAACCGACCAAGAAACUCACUUACGCAGCAAUGGCAUCCCUCAAAGCACUUCAUCUAGUCGAUCCUGAUCGAUUCACCCGUGGAAACCUUAGUGAACUAUUCGGCGUAUCGGAAGAAGCUGUAAAGAGAAUCUGUAAGAGUAAAUUU